UCACGCGGAAGGGAGCCCCCGGAGCGGUGAGACCUGGGAAUGGGCGUUUCGGUUCUUUUUGUUCAUUGAACCCUGGCAGCUCUGUCUACUUAAAAGGAGAGGUGCAAAGGUUUAUUCCGCUUUUGGUGGUGAACAUCCUCUAGUAUCUUCUUAAAAGGGUGUGUGGAAGGACAAAGAACUUGGAUAAGCACCCAUUUGUUCUCUGACACGUUCUUUCCUGUUUUAUUCUCCUGGAGGUGAUUUGAUGUGUGCUCACUGUUUCCUUCAGUGCUUGGCAGGUCACUGUGAAGGUUCAUCACCUUUUCCCUUUUUCCAAGAUGGCUCAAGAUUCAGUAGGCUUUUCUUCUGAUUAUCAGUUUUGGCUGCAGAAGCUUUCUGUGUGGGACCAGGCCUCCACUUUGGAAACCCAGCAAGAUACCUGCCUUCACCUACCUCGAUUUCAGGAGUUCCUGAGACAGAUGUAUGAAGUUUUGAAAGAGAUGGAUUCAAAUACGAUCAUUGAAAGAUUCCCCACAAUUGGUCAACUGUUGGCAAGAACUUGCUGGAAUCCUUUUAUCUUAGCAUUUGCCAAAAAAAUUCUAAUAUGGUGCUUAUGUUGUUUGAUUAAUAAAGAACCACAGAAUUCUGAAGAAUCGAAACUUAACUCCUGGACACGGGGGUUGUUAUCUCAUAUACUUUCGGCAUUCAGAUUUGAUACAAAAGAAGUUGGUCUUUUUACUCAAGGUCUUGGAUAUGCACCUGCAGAUUACUGUCCUGGUUUGCUUAAAAAUAUGGUUUUAUCAUUAGCGUCUGAACUGCGAGAGAAUCAUCUUAAUGGAUUUAACACUCAGAGGCGAAUGGUUCCUGAAAAAAUAAGGUUCCUGUCACGAGUUUGUAUACCACUUGUAACUCUACCAGAUAUUGAACCCCUGGUGGAGGCUCUGCUCACCUACCAUGGAUAUGAACCUCAGGAAGUGCUCUGGCCUGAGUUCUUUGAUGCUGUGAAUGAGGCCUUUCUGCUGAAGAAGAUUUCUCUCCCCACAUCAGCUGUAGUCUGCCUCUGGCUUCGGCACCUCCCCAGCCUUGAAAAAGCAACACUGCAUCUUUUUGAUAAGCUAAUCUCCAGUGAGAGAAAUUUCCUGAGAAGGAUCGAAUGCUUUUUGAAAGAUUCAUUACUGCCUGAAGCAGCCUGCCACCCUGCCAUAUUCAGAAUUGUUGAUGAAAUGUUCAGGUGUGCACUUCUGGAAACCGACGGAGCCCCAGAAGUACUAGCUGCUAUUCAAGUGUUUACAUGGUGCUUUGUGGAAGCUCUGGAAAAAAAAAACAAGCAGCUGAAGUUUACAUUCAAGACCUACUUUCCUUAUGCUUCUCCAUCUCUUAUUAUGGUGCUGCUCCAACACCCGAAAGAGAUCCCACAAGAACUGUGGCACCAGCCACUGAAACAUAUUUCUGAAAUGCUCAGAGAAAUAGUUGAAGACCAGACUCACGGGUCCUACGGAGGCCCCUUUGAGUGCUGGUUUUUGUUCAUUCACUUUGGAGGAUGGGCUGAUAUCGUGGCUGAGCAGUUAGUGAUGUCAGAAGCUGAACCCCCUGAGGCCCUGCUGUGGCUCUUGGCAUUCAGCUACAGCCCACGUGACAGGAGUCUGCAGAGAACACAGACCAUGAUAGAGGUAAAGGCAGUGCUCGGCCACCUCAAGAAGCUGUUCAGAAGUCCGACUCUCUCAGCCAAGGAUCUGCAGGCAGCAGCUGCAGAGAGCCGAGACAGAGACCCCAGACCACCUUUGUGUCAACAGCUGAUCAGGCGCCUCAUCCUGAACUUCCUGCUCUGGGCUCCUGGCGGCCAUGUGAUUGCCCGGGAAGUCAUCACCCUUAUGGCUCCAACUGAUGAGUUAACCUACGAGAUGACUGGCUUGCUUGACCAGACCUUGUACAGAUGGGAUCAUCUCUGCAUGGAAGCCCCGAGGUCGAGAAAACUGGCCAGAGAGCUCCUCGCGGAGCUGCGCUCGGCUGGCACAGCCCGUUGACCACAGAGCUGCCGUGCAGGGACCAGGCUCCCCGCGGCCUCGUGAUGCGAUGAUGAGACCAUUUCUUCGUGGAAUGAGUAGUGAGAAUGAGCCAGACAUCUUGGCAAGAUCUGCUAGCACAUAUUUUAUGAAGUGAGAAGACAGGUUCUUAACCCAAACUCCAUCCAGUUUAUUGUUCAUGACUGGAUUGUGCCUUGAGCAUUCCCUACCUGCUCAGCCCAGCUGCCAGAGAAUCACUAAAGAAAAAGCUUAGAUAGGAGAACAGAUUUUUGUUUCCGUUUUCCCUCGUAUCAAACCAAGAUACACAACUAUUAUUUGAGUGGUUCAAAGUCUUUGGACCACGAGAUGGGUCAUGAACCACUGAUCGAUUUAGAAUGUAACUUAGUCCUUUUCCACAGGUCUCUCUUUUCAGAAGUCAUGUUAUUAUUAUUGGUGUUUCUUUUGACCCGCAGGGAUUUGAGAUAAAGCCACACUGUCUUGCUUCCCUAAGAAAUUCUUCAUCGAGGUGUCUCUCAGGCACCUCAGAAGGGAAACAGAGCCUGCUCGAGACCGACAGCAAAGUGGUAGUGCCCGGGACCACUGCUCAGCGGUGGAGGACAGCUCUGCCUGCCAGAGGGAUAAAACCAGUUCCAGUAGGAACUGUAUUUGCUUUGUUUGCUAAACAUUGCCACCAGAGGGGCUUGUGUGACCUCAAGGAUGGCUGAAAGGGGAGAGUAUAGGACAUGUUCUGGAAACAUUAAAAGAGAUUACGGAUUAGUUGUCCAGUUAACCGAAGUGGGAAUUCAAAAUUUUUUUUUUUUAAGAUUUUAUUUAUUUGAGAAAGAGAGCACAAGUGGGGGGCAGG
Leptonychotes weddellii (Weddell seal) is the source of this 2847-nucleotide messenger RNA. The record is from RefSeq and is a predicted model, not a curated record. Lineage: Eukaryota; Metazoa; Chordata; Mammalia; Carnivora; Phocidae.